This is a messenger RNA of Miscanthus lutarioriparius, 636 nucleotides long. The record is from the annotation of a GenBank genome assembly. Lineage: Eukaryota; Viridiplantae; Streptophyta; Magnoliopsida; Poales; Poaceae.
AUGGGGGCGUCCGAAUCUCUCCUGUCUAGGCAGCAGCUGCAGCAGCCGCGGCCGCAAUGGGCCGAUGAGAUCACGACGGUGAUCGAGGGCCAGCGCGACGCCGCCGACGCCGAUCCCCUCGUCCGCCGCAUCCGGUCUCUCACCAUAGCUCCACCGCUAUUGAGCUCUCAAUCUGAAGCGGAGGCAGAGAGCAGCCUCACCGAUAUCCUCGUCCGGAAGCCCUCUAUCUCCUCAGCCACCUCUGGAAAUCUGAACCCAAAUGUCCUAGCUGAGCUUUUCUCCAUGUACCGCGAAUGGCAAGAAGAGAAUGCCAAGAAAAUUAGCCGAAAACAGGAGGAGAUAGAAAACAAGAUAGAAACAGCUGAUGCAUUGGCAGUUAAGCUUCUCCAGCGGUUCAACUAUUCUCUUACUUCCAUGAGAUCCACCUCCUACAAUCUUUCUGAAGUUCAUCCAUUGCAGAUUGAAGUUGGUGAGUUGAAGGGCAGGUUAACUGAAGUUAUAAGCAACUGCGAUGCACUGUGCAAGAAAAUUGCUGCAGAAGGACCGGAAAGCAUACGAUCAUCUGUUCAACCUUUCAUGCCUGCUAGAGUGGAGGCAGAAGGUAGCGGUUCACUUGACCCAAAACAAGAGUCCUGA